This is a messenger RNA of Trichoplusia ni (cabbage looper), 2161 nucleotides long. RefSeq names its product adhesive plaque matrix protein-like (gene CPR21). The record is from RefSeq and is a predicted model, not a curated record. Gene Ontology annotation, molecular function: structural constituent of chitin-based larval cuticle. NCBI's taxonomy places the organism in Eukaryota, Metazoa, Arthropoda, Insecta, Lepidoptera, Noctuidae. Bases 632 to 1738 code for a protein of 368 amino acids. Gene Ontology annotation, cellular component: chitin-based extracellular matrix. The transcript has 4 exons.
ACUUAGGAUAAUUAAUAACAAUGCUAGAAUACCUCAUCACAAUAACAGCGGUUACGACGAAACUUUGCAAGAGCGAUCUUUUAUCUCCACCCACAUAGUUUCCCUGUCUAUUCUUAUUACUAUAUCACUUGAAACUUGAGCAAUCUUAUUUAUUAGUACGCGCGAAAUUAUAACUCCAAGGAAGAUAAACAAAAUAUCGUAAUUUAAAACCAUAUUAUGAUUAAAUUGCAUUGCUAGCUGAACAAAGUGUUUCUAGAACGUUGCCUUCACUGAACGGGCUUUUGGCAAAUUUACAAAAUAUGAUAAAACACGUCGCACAAAGUCAUGCAUGAGCUAGCAUCAUUGAGAACACUGACACGGCCUGAAACUGUAAACAACAGGAGAUAACGUUACCUUUUUAACGAAGAACUCGCUUUCCCAGCAAUACUCUUCAAUUAUUUAGAAAUCACUAAUACCAAUAUCACUGUCAACACAAUUUAAUGUACGAUAACACUGUCUGUAACAGAUUGUCCAUUCAACGUUUGUUUUUGUAUCACCACAGGAGACGCGAGGUUUCCCUGCGAUGGCUCGGGGGUGACUGUUAGUGUCACUCAGACCUACGGGUUCACCCCGAUGACGUCAUCCUAGACCAAUGGGGUGGGAUUUCUCACGCAUGCGCGCCGUACCAGCCGCCGCGGCGCCUCUACCUCGGCGGCGAGCGACACCGAAAGCUUCGCCGCUCAUAAUUUUCACCGCCAUCUUGGCGUUCACUUUCGCGAAAGAGAAGAGGGAGAUCAUCGAGGACUCACUAGCUGAGGCAUCAGACUCCUUAGAGCUGAUGAAAGAAGGAGCUGAUCUGAAGCCCGCAGCCAGUACUUACAACUCAUACGUACCACCAAGCCAGAGGCCUCCUCAAUGGAACCAACAGAACUACAUUCCUCCCCAGAACAACUGGAUCCCGCCUAAAGAGGAGAAACCUGUUCACUCUGAGGUUCAAAGCGAUGAGUACCAUCAUCAUCAUUACUACCCAGCGCCUGUCCAGCAGUGGCCUACCAAGCCGCCGCAACAGCAGUGGACGACUCAAGCCCCCCAAUGGACUACGCCCCCUCCUCAAUGGUCUACCCAGGCUCCCCAGUGGUCUACCCAGGCUCCUCAGUGGACCAGCCCCGCAUACCAGCCACCCACUACUACCACACCUGUAGCGGUUAUCAAGAAUGAGCAGUACUACGGUGAUAAUGGCGACUAUAAAUACGAAUACCAGAUCGCUGACGGCACACACGUCGGCGAACAAGGUUACUACACGGACCCCAAGCAGACUGACGAGAGCAUAGUCAAGAAGGGCUUCUACUCCUUCGUCGGCGCCGACGGCAAGACCUACACCGUGCACUACUGGGCUGACAAGACCGGCUUCCAUGCUACGGGAGACCAUCUGCCCACACCACCCACCCCUCACCCCGCUAUCCAAGCGGCUCUUGACAAGCAGAAGGAAGCUGAGAAGAACAAGCCACAGAACGACUAUCCUACUCAGACCCCAGCACCAGUCUACUAUCCGACAAAGGCCCCCGUAUACAACCCCCAACCAACUUACCCCCAACCUACUUACAACCCUCAACAGAACUACAACCCCCAACAGAAUUACAACCCCCAACAGAAUUACAACCCCCAGCAGACCUUCAACCCCCCGCAGACUUUCAACCCACAACAGACUUACUACCCAUCACAACAGACGUACUACCCCCAACAACAGACCUACGCUUAAUUUCAAUUAAGUAGUAAGUCUACUUAAAUUUAAUUUGAACAACGACCAUAGUUUUAAUUUACAUAUUUAAAUGUCUCAGUCUUGUACAUUAAAUAUCAGACAGACUUUCCUCGUUUCCAGAGAUAAUAGAUUCAAUCGAUUACGUAUUAGAAUCGAUAGUAAUCGAUUUAAUUCAGGAUGACAAUGAAAUGUAAGCUCUCGAUAAAUUUUAUGUACAAAGACACCUAGCUCUAUAGGUAUACGAAUUACCUCUAAUCGAUUUAAUGUAAAUCGAUUCGAUUAUAAGUCAGUGAUCUUAGUCACGAUUAUGAAUUGUGAAUUCGAUUACUGAUCGGGGUACGACAGGUCUGAUAGUAUUGUAUGUUCAAAGUAUGAUAUGUGAUGUAUUGGUAAUCAAUAAAUAAAUAAGUUUUGUAUAUAUAA